Molecule: messenger RNA, 1115 nt
Organism: Periconia digitata
Lineage: Eukaryota; Fungi; Ascomycota; Dothideomycetes; Pleosporales; Periconiaceae
Source: the annotation of a GenBank genome assembly
UUCAAAUGUCCAAAUGUUGUUCCUCACGCAAGAAGUGCACGUGACGUAUACCGCCCUAGAGGUUGACGUUCGUCGGACCACCGAACAACUUCCACAUGUCCCGAACCCCUCCAACAACACACACCUUCCACCAUAACCUCUCAGCAAUUGGCACCCACCCCAAAUAAUGUCAUUUCUACCCUCACACACCUCAUCAUUCACUCGGUAAUCUACAGCAAGAUUAGACAAACGCCGAUUGCUCACGAGCUCAAGCAAUGAUUACGUCAGGCUUCACAAACGCACCUGUGUCGCGAUUCCUGGUCUUCGGCACGGUCAUCGGCGCGCUGGUCGCAAGCUUAACAGACACAAGAUAUUACAUUCACAUCCAGGUUGUCCCACAUUUCUGGCGGUAUGGCCAGUUCUGGAGGAUCUUCACGUGGCAGGCCUGCUUCACCAACUCUACCGAGGUGCUCUUCGCGGUUCUGAGUCUGUAUACUUUGAGAGUGGUCGAGAGACUAUGGGGGAGUCGCAAGUUUGCUUCUUUCGUUCUAGCUACUCUCCCGUAUACCACCAUACUCCCACCGCUCAUUCUUACUUUCGUCCUCCGCCCGCUCACAUUCGGCCGCAUCAACCACCUCCCCGCAGGGCCAACCCCGCUCAUCUUCGCCCUCCUCGCAAACUACUACGCCGCGAUCCCGUAUACAUACCGUUACAAGGUCGCACCUUAUAGCUCUUCUUCCUCCUCCUCCUCAUCUUCUACACCGUCCACGCCAACAAGUCUAUGGGCCCGCUCCCUGACCUUCACAUCAAAAUCCACAACGUACCUCCCCCCACUACAACUCGCGCUCUCGCAGUUCCCUGGCUCACUCCUGGCUGCUGCGGUUGGAUGGGCGGUCGGCACGGCAUACCGACGGGAUAUGCUUCCUGGCGCCACUGGCUGGAGGCUACCUGGCUGGAUGGUUGGUGAGGAGAGUAAGCGGGAGUUUGAGGGACUCAGGGCGAGACUUGAUGCGGAGAGGGAACGGGAGGGAGGUGUUACUACUGGGAUUCUGGCGGGCGAGACGGGGCAGGGGCAGCCGAGGCAGCGCAGGACCUUGGGGGAGAUGGUCACUGAGCAGUUUAGGGGUAGAGGUUAG